CACGCCUCACAUUGCUGAAAGCACCCAUUCGCCUCUAUAUUGAUUAUUUUGUAGCAGCCAGCUAUUACAUUUCUGCUUUACCCAAACUACAGAAUCCGCCAUUAUUAGCAUUAACAUGGCCAAUACCUUCAUGAAUAGUAGUAGUGACAUCUACGGGAUACCGGACCAGGCCAGAAUGGACUUUUGGCUCAACCACGCUCACCUCUCUGAGGAGCAGCGCCAGGCAGCUGGGUCGCACGGCACCCUGUAUCCAAACAACGGCUUCGACAUGCCCGCACAGCCAUCGAUGGUACCAAGGACGAUGCCCAACAGCAUGUCGAACUUGACCCAACUUCCUGUAUGGAUAUCAUCUUUGGAGGUCGCUCUCCCCGUGUUCUAACCUCCAGCAGAUGGACCGCACCCAGUCCGCUCCGGUCUCCAGACCCCGAUCCACGACCAUCCCAGAGAAUAACGACCUCCAGCGCUCAGCAAGCGACUUCGGCGUAUGGCUCGCGACUUCCAACGAAUCGACGGGCGACUAUGCUCUCUACUCGGGCUCGAUGCAACCCCAGGCGAGUCUCCAGGCAAUCCCUGAGACUACGGUUGAGUACACCCCGAGUGACUACAUCAACACGUGUAUCGAGGCAACAUCGCCUUCAGUGCCCUUUGAUAACAUGCACGUGCAACUAACCCCCCAAUGGUGUCAAUCGUCAGAUUACUCCACGUCGCCCAGCACACCUCAGACUGCAAUGAUGACUCCUGUUACUCAAUCUAGUAACACCAUGAGUCGUCGGAGCAGUCUGAACACCCCUUUCAUUGAUGAGACUUCUUUGCGCGUCCCUUUUGAUUCUCAGUACCUGGCUAUCCUUCCCGAGGAUAGCCAACUUUCCUUCUCUGCGUCUUCAUGUAUCAAUGGAUCGAAAUUCGAUCCUAAUUUCCUUAGUUCCUUCACUGGUCCCGUGGCCAGUGACCCUGUCCUGUUUCCUGCGUUUACUUCUGUCCCUGUCUCAAAUGCAAGUGUUUACGCACUUGCUCCUUCCGGUCACCAACAGAACGAGUCGUACCUGGCGGAGGAUAUGCGGAGGUCGACAUCCCACCAAUCGUCCGAGAGCAGCGCGAGCAGCACACGCUCCAGCAUCUCCCGGCGAUCCCGGCGCGAGCGCGAGAUCAACGCCGCCGCCGCAUCGCGCCCGCUCGCGCCCAAAGCAGGCGACGCCGCCGCCGCCUCAUCCCGCGACCAGAUGGCGCGCGUCGUAUCCUCGGACGGGUCCAGCAAGAACGUCGGCGUGAUAAGCAAGGCGCCGUACGUGCGCCCGCAGCACCCGAAGAUCAUGUGCGCGCAGUGCAACUUGCGGCCCAACGGGUUCCGGGGCGCGCACGAGCUGGACCGGCACGUACUGCGCGCCCACGCCGCGGUGCGCAGGGGCUACGUGUGCGUCGCGCCCGCGUUCCAGAAGCACUUCCUCGACAACUGCAAACACUGCCGCAACGGCAAGGUCUACGGCGCGUACUACAACGCCGCCGCGCACCUGCGCCGUGCGCACUUUCACCCCCGCAAGCGCGGCCGCAAGGGCAAGAACGACGAGAAGCGCGGCGGUAUCGGUGGCGGUGAUCACCCGGCUAUGGAGUGGCUGAGGGAGCACUGGAUUCGCGACCUGGAGGUGCCCAACACGGUUGACAGCGAGUCGGACAGUGCGGGUGAGACUCCUGGUGCUGGUGCUGGUGCUAGUAUCAGCGUCGGUGCAGCUGGUGCAAGUAACGCCCUCUCGCCCCCCCUCGCCCUCGACGCACCGCCGCAUCCCGCAGCCUCGCUUGCGCCCCCGCAGAUGCCGCUCGACUACGGGCUCAGCGACUCGAUCCAGCCCGCGGACCCCGUUGCGUACGAGACGUAUGCGUACGCGUCCGUCGAUGGGUUCGAGUUCGAUGCCUACCGGACGCGUUCUUAGGCCUGCGGUGUGGUCCGGGCAUGGUGUGAUUUUAUUUGUUUUCGUGUAUGUGAUCUACUGUGUGUUUGGGGCUACGUUGGAUCUUACGGAGUUGGUUAGGCGUUUGAUGAUUGAGACCACCAGCGAACGCGGCUGUGGUAGGUCCGCAUCGGUGUACAUAUGGGUCUGGGUCUGGGUUUAUGCCCAUGGGCUUCUUUUCGAGGUUAUUGGAUAGCGGUUAGGUAUUCUUUCAUCGCGGCAACGUCGCUGCUGGUAUUCUAGUACGUAUUUAC
Molecule: messenger RNA, 2197 nt
Organism: Didymella exigua CBS 183.55
Lineage: Eukaryota; Fungi; Ascomycota; Dothideomycetes; Pleosporales; Didymellaceae
Exons: 2
Coding region: 390-1925 (511 amino acids)
Source: RefSeq, a predicted model, not a curated record